AUGAAGUCGUUUGCUUGUGUUGCGGCUGUUCUCGGCGCCGCAAGUGCCGUUGCGGCCGUCAGCAUCGCCGAAAUCAACGGCAACCGGUUCCUGUCGUCGUUCAAGGACCAGAACGUCACGGGGGUGACGGGCCUGGUGACGGCUGUUGCGUCCAACGGCAUCUACUUGCGCUCGACGGAGCCGGAUGACGACCCGGCCACGUCUGAGGGCUUGUUUGUGUUUGGCAGCGCGGUUGGGAAGCAGGUCCAGAAGGGGGAUGUCAUUACCCUCGGCGGACUGGUCCAGGAGUAUCGCUCCAACAACAACUACAUUUACCUCACCGAACUUACCAAGCCCGCCAACAUUGUUGUCGUCUCGUCCGGCAACCAGGUCAAGCCGCUCGUCAUCGGCGUCGACACCCUGCAGCCUCCCAACAAGGAGUAUUCCAGUCUUGACAAGGGCGGCGUCUUUGGCGUCCCCAAUGCCGUCACCACCAUCACCGCCUCGAACCCCGUGCUGGACCCCACGGCCUAUGGCUUGGACUUUUGGGAGAGUCUGGUCGGCGAGCUGGUCACCAUCCAGAGCGCCCAUCUUGUCAGUCGCCCGAACCAGUAUGGCGACGUGUGGGUGAGAGGCAACUACACUGUCACGGGCAUCAACGGCCAUGGCGGCCUGACUAUGCUCGACGGAGGUGAGUCCCUUUUCUUCACCUUGAUCCGCUCCUCCUCGUGUGAAGAAACCGCGACAGCAGCAAUGGACAUGGCGCUGACGAGACAAAAAACCAACCAUGUAGAUGCCAACCCGGAAGCCAUCGUCGUUGGAAGCCCCCUCGACGGCUCCAAGAACCCAACCGACACCAAAAUGGGCGACUACAUCGGCGACGUCACGGGCGUCGUCUACAACGCCUUCGGCACAUACCGCGUGCUCCCGCUGACCGCCGUCAAGACCAUCACGCCCUCGUCGCCAGACUACCCUGCCACGUCGCUCGCCAGCAGCGCCCACUGCAGCGGCCUCACCGUCGCCGACUACAACGCCGAGAACCUGGCCCCCAACUCGACGCACCUGCCCAGCGUCGUCUCCCAGAUCGUCACCAAGCUGCGCACCCCGGACCUCAUCUUCCUCCAGGAGGUCCAGGACAACUCGGGCCCCGUCGACGACGGCGUCACCUCGGCCAACCUCACCCUGUCGACCCUGACGCAGGGCAUCGAAAAGACCUCGGGCGUCAGGUACGACUUCGUCGAGGUGGCCCCCGUCGACGGCCAGGACGGCGGCCAGCCGGGCGGCAACAUUCGCUGCGCGUACCUGUACCGCCCGGACGCCGUCGAGCUGUACAAGCCCAACCCCGGGGGCAGCAACGACGAGAACGCCGUCGUCGACGGCCCGUCCAUCAAGUACAACCCCGGCCGCAUCGGACAGUCCGACGCCAACUUCGAGGCCACCCGGAAGCCGCUCGUCGCCAUGUGGAAGCCCGUCAAGGGCCCCGACAAGGUCUUCUUCACCAUCAACGUCCACUUCAGCAGCAAGGGCGGCUCGACUGGCUUGCAUGGCGACCCGCGGCCCCCCGUCAAUAAGGGCGUGGAGAAGAGGACCGGACAAAUGGAACUAACUGCUAACUUCAUCGCCCAGAUCCUCGCCCAAGACCCCAAGGCUCGCAUCAUCACCGCCGGCGACUUCAACGAGUUUACGCAAGUCCAGCCCGUGACGACCUUUGCCUCCAAGUCGGGCCUGCUUGACGCCGACGAGGUCGCCGGUCUUGCCGCGGUCGAGCGCUACACGUAUCUGUUUGACCAGAACAGCGAGGCCCUGGACCACAUGUACAUUAGCAGGGGGCUGGCCAAGAAUGCCCAGGUCGAGCACCUGCACUUGAACACUUGGCAGAACUAUGACGGCCAGACGAGUGACCACGACCCGAGCGUGGCCAAGUUGAACUUUUGCGCGUGCUAG
Molecule: messenger RNA, 1923 nt
Organism: Metarhizium brunneum ARSEF 3297
Lineage: Eukaryota; Fungi; Ascomycota; Sordariomycetes; Hypocreales; Clavicipitaceae
Source: RefSeq, a predicted model, not a curated record